Molecule: messenger RNA, 882 nt
Organism: Sycon ciliatum
Lineage: Eukaryota; Metazoa; Porifera; Calcarea; Leucosolenida; Sycettidae
Product: large ribosomal subunit protein mL55-like
Exons: 3
Coding region: 125-592 (155 amino acids)
Biological process (GO): translation
Cellular component (GO): mitochondrial large ribosomal subunit
Molecular function (GO): structural constituent of ribosome
Source: RefSeq, a predicted model, not a curated record
ACUAGUACUGUAAUUGCAAAAUGUGAAAGAAGAUGGUUUGACAGUAUUUCACGACGAAGAAAGUAAUUAGCUAGAGCUUUGUUGUUAGUGUUCAGUCUCGCAUUUGGCGUGGCGACCUGCCGCCAUGCUGCCCUCCAGAGUGUGCAUAGGUGGACUCGUCUGCUGCAGGACCUUCAGCACGACGCCGGUUGCCGCUGCCGCCUCGAAAAAGACGUCUCUUAUUGAGCGUCUUCGUGAUCAACAAAAGCACCUUAACAGCAAGAAGGCUGAAAAGCCAUUCUACCCCGCGGCUACUCUGAGUAGAAUUGAGCGCCGCAAGUACCGUGUCUUGGUGGUGAAUCCGGAUGGCUCCAGUUACACGCUGCGCAACAGAGAGCCACGGCCGAUCAUGACCAUGCCCGUUGACAUCACUACUCUAUCCGAGAGAGACCGCAUGAUGCUCAUGCGUGGUCAGCAGGCCAAGAUGGUCUACAGCAGACUGGAGAAGACGAUUGACAAGGACCGGUACACGGAACUGGUCCAGAAACAGCCGGAGGUAUCUGUAAGGCGAGGUCGUCGCUUAAUGCCCUCCCUCAGUUCCCUUGUGAAGUGAAAGUUGUUGAUCCGAUGACUUAUAGGUCAGCAUGUCACAGACGCUGCAUGUUACAUAUGUUACAAUGAGUAGCGCCCAUGUUGCUCGUGUCCUUCGUGACUGAUUCGGGUUUUUUUCUCUUAUGUGAGCCACGUGUUCUUCCUGUACAUACUCUUAAUGGCUGAUGUACAUGUAUAUAUUAAUUGUGCACACAAGAACCCUCCCUACCCUUGCAACCGCGCUAGUUGUAAGUUAGUGAUCUAGCAAUGCACCACUCCAUUGCAUUGUAAGAUCAACUGCCGUCUAAACUA